GCCGUUGUUCACGCUACCGUAGCAACAGUGAUCAGGAAACAAGUUCGUUUGUUUCCUCGCUGACGAGAACGCGCUUCCGUGGGCAUUCUGCUGGCGCCGCAGCCUGAGAGCACUUCUAGAGGUACCGACAGGAUAACUCGCUAAUUACAUGGUCUCAAAGUCGUAAUUAGUUUCAAAGGCACUCACAGCAGUGGGGUAUCUUCAGGUGUCUUCUCAUCUCCAAAGCCUGUCCCCUGCACUUAAAAAGGAGUGUUGCCAUGGUGGAUGUGAGUAAGUGGCCUCUCUUCACCCUCUUGAGUGCACAGGAGCUCACCUCCAUACGACAGGCAUGCAUCUUUGGAGCAUCUGCUAAUGAGGCCAUCUACAUCACCCACAAUGACGAAGUGUAUGUGUUAGGUGUGAACUGCAGUAACUGUCUGGGCACUGGAGACAGUCAGAGCACCAUUGUUCCUAAAAAGCUGGACUGUCUGAGUGGGAAGAAGCUGGUCAGUUUAAGCUAUGGCAGUGGUCCUCAUGUUCUGCUGGCCACAGAAGAGGGGGAGUUGUAUGCAUGGGGGCAUAAUGGAUACAGUCAGCUGGGCAAUGGGACGACCAAUCAAGGUGUGUCUCCUGUUCUGGUGUCUGCUAACCUGCAGAACAAGAGGGUGACCGAGGUGGCCUGUGGUUCUCACCACUCUUUGGCUCUGACCCAUGAGGGUGAGGUGUUUGCGUGGGGCUACAACAACUGUGGUCAGGUGGGUUCAGGGUCCACUGCCAACCAGCCAACGCCCCGUAAGGUGUCCAACUGCCUGCAUAACAAAGUGAUGGUCAGUAUAGCCUGUGGACAGACUUCGUCCAUGGCUGUGGCGGAUAAUGGUGAGGUUUAUGGCUGGGGUUACAAUGGUAAUGGCCAGCUGGGGUUGGGCAACAAUGGGAACCAGCUGACUCCGUGUCGUCUGAUUGCACUACAAGGCCUCUGUGUGCUGCAGAUUGCGUCAGGUUACGCUCAUUCUCUAGCACUGACUGACGAGGGCCUGCUGUUUGCAUGGGGGGCCAACACUUACGGCCAGCUGGGCACCGGCAACAAGAGCAACCAGCUCAGCCCUGUACAAGUUAUGACUGAGAAAGAAAGGAUCGUGGAGAUCGCCGCCUGUCACUCCACACACACCUCUGCGGCAAAGACCCAGAGCGGUCAGGUGUACAUGUGGGGGCAGUGCCGCGGACAGCCCAUCGUGCUGCCACACCUCACGCACUUCACCAGCACGGACGACGUCUUCGCCUGCUUCGCCACACCCUCUGUCAUGUGGCGGCUGCUGACCAUGGAGCAUGAUGAUUUCCUGACUGUGGCCCAGUCUCUUAAAAAAGAGUUUGACAAUCCAGAGACCUCUGACCUCAAAUUCAGCAUCGACGGGAAGUACAUCCAUGUCCAUAAAGCUGUUCUCAAAAUCAGGUGUGAGCACUUCAGAUCAAUGUUUCAGUCACACUGGAAUGAGGAUAUGAAGGAGGUGAUUGAGAUCGACCAGUUCUCGUACCCAGUGUACCGCUCUUUCCUGGAGUUCCUCUACACUGACAGUGUAGAUCUUCCUCCUGAGGAUGCCAUCGGGCUACUGGAUCUGGCAACCUCAUACUGUGAAAACAGGCUGAAGAAGUUAUGCCAGCAUAUCAUAAAGAGAGGCAUCACGGUGGAGAACGCCUUCUCUCUGCUGUCUGCUGCCAUCAGAUAUGAUGCUGAGGAUCUAGAGGAGUUCUGUUUUAAAUUCUGUGUGAACCACUUGACUGAGGUCACGCAGACCGCUGCGUUCUGGCAGAUCGACGGCAACAUGCUGAAGGAGUUUAUCUGCAGAGCCAGCCACUGUGGAGCCUUCAAAAACUGAGUCUGACAGCCACCAGAUAUAUACACACAGACACACACACACACACACACUGCAUUAGUCAAGGAAGCCAUCUGUUACUGCAGUCAGUCCUCUUCACAGCUAGUGGGCGCUGUUACAGCAGACGCUCAUGUACACGGCGCCCCCUGUUGAACGUGAGAAUGGUCAAUGUCAUGAUGAAGGGUCAAUAUCUGUUACCUCAUUCUCAUGUACAACCAUUUUCAUUUAGGUUUUACACAACUUUUUGAAAAAAACACGUCGCCUGGUACUAGUAACAAAGUCUAGUGCUGCAAAUGAUGAGAAUAGUGUUUGCAUAAUAAAGUCAGAGAGAGUUUUGGGCCAAAAAGAUGCAUAAUUCAACUGUAUUACUUAAACAUGCACCACUGAAAAACAGACCUUGUACUUUUUUGCAGGUAUUAUUGAAUAGAGGUCACUAAUUAGUUUUUGUUUUCUUGCUGUGAUGCAGUGCAUUACAGAUUGCUCUUUUUAUUGUAUGAUAUUGGCUGGGAUCUGUACAUGUGCAUUAUUAUAUUGGCCUACAGUCAGCAGAACUUAUUGUGGCCCCUUUAUAUUGCACACUCGCUCAUUUUUAUAUAAAUGUUAUUGACCAAAAGAAUUUAUGCUGGCUUGAUUUGAGUCUUAAAACCUGGGUAUAGUUUGGUCUAACCUAUCAGAAACUUCAGACCACUGUUUGCUCUUGCGUAGUUUAGAAGGUGUUGGUGCUGUGAUUUACAGAAGCAGCAUGUACAACAAUGACUGUUGCACUUAAUCAGUCUGAUGUUUAAGAUUUGCUCAAAUAUAAAGAGUAUUGUUCUUAGUUGCACUAGUAGAUUCCUUUACAGGAGCUGCUCAUAUAGGAUCACUAGAGGAUAUGUAUCCAUUUUUUUUUUUUUUUUUAUAGGUGUGAAACACUUAUAUGACAUAAUACUAAUGCCUGUGGUAAGAUUUUUUUUUUUUGUUACAUAUUAACCAACUGUAUUUUCACUUGUACAUACUGUACAGUUUUUGCAUUAGUUUUGUAAAUUAAUCUGUGCGCAUCACGUGUGCCACGGUUUCUCUUGUAAGUUAUAAAAACUGAACCUUUAAAGAUAAAUAAAGCUUUUCUUAUAAGUUG
This is a messenger RNA of Megalobrama amblycephala (Wuchang bream), 2964 nucleotides long. RefSeq names its product regulator of chromosome condensation (RCC1) and BTB (POZ) domain containing protein 1 (gene rcbtb1). The coding region runs from base 258 to 1853 and encodes 531 amino acids. Gene Ontology annotation, molecular function: protein binding. The record is from RefSeq and is a predicted model, not a curated record. Lineage: Eukaryota; Metazoa; Chordata; Actinopteri; Cypriniformes; Xenocyprididae. The transcript has 12 exons.